GGUUCAAAAAGAGGAUAUUCUCAAACUGAUUAUUAACUGAUUCUGUUUAGUAUUUGUGUGUGAGCUGUUUAAUUUCUGGUCAAUCAAUCAUCUACAAUUUUUAAGAGCAAGGCUAGAGCUGGUUAUUAAUAUUUGUGUUGUUUUCUUAUUUAUGGUCAAUGUUGAUGGGCUUUUUUCAUACAUUUCCGUUUUAUACGUAUAAUAGUGUGACAAGAAAAAAAUAAAUCAAAACAGUGUGUAAGGAAAAUAACUAGUAAGCCCGGCCCACAGAACUUCGCAUCUGUUCUACAUUACGCAUGGACGCUCCUAGCCCAUUUAUUUAAUGGAAUAAAACCAGUCGUCCAAUAUGUUAUUUUCAUUCAACUUAAUACUCUCUCUCUAUUUCAUUUUAAUUGCCAUUUUACUAUUUUUUUCUUAUUACAUAAAUAAUGUCAUUCUAUAAUUACAAUACAAUUCAUACAUACUUUUAACUCAAUAUAUUAAUUGUAAAAUUCAUUGAUCUUAUAAAUAAAUGUAUAUAUCUAAAAGAGAAAUUUUCUAAGAUAAUUUUUUUAAGUUUUUAUCACAAAAAUAGUAUUAAAUGAAAAAAAUGAUCAAAAUAAAUUUUAUUAAAAUAUAAAAAUACAUUUUUACUAUAGGGUUAACUAAUUUAGACUUAGGGUUUAGAGUUAAGAGUUAAGGGAUGGAGUUUUGGAGAUAAAGUUUCAAAUUUAAAAAAAUAAAAAUAAAAAAUUUCAAAAUAAAAAGAAGCUAUUUUGAUCUUUUUAGGUUUUGUGACAAAAAACUUAAAAAUGACUAUUUGAAAGAAUUGACAUAUCUAAAAUGUUAUUGGUUAAAUAAAUGACAUUAAAGAAAACAUAAAUGCAUUUCAAUCAGCUUUUUAAUAUGUGUAAAAAAUAUCUAAGUGACCGACAUUUUUUGUGAAAUGGAAAGAGUAUAAAUUUUUGAACUAAUGAAUUUAUCCUUUUUAGUUUUCACCUCUGCAUUUUAAUCACAACUGUUUUAUGAAUAUAGCAAGUUACGUCCGAUUUGGAUUUAUGGUAAAUUAUCCUGUAGAAUUGUAAACUGUAUUUUAAGCUUUUUCUGUCAAGUCUUAAAUUCUCCAAAGUCCGAACUUUGAACAAACAGCAUACAAAUCAGGAAGGUCACAACCUCUCAGUUUUCUUGGAGGCGUUAUGCCUACGUUAUUGGACCAAUCACGACUUUGCACCUCCAAAUUUAAAGUCCAACUCAACUACCAUAUAAACUUUAAGUCAUGCCAAAUAUCUUCUGUAAAAACUAUCCUCGAGCUUGCAUGGUACAUUGAAUCUCACUCAAUUGAGCAAUAUCAACGUUUUAAUAUCAUUUAUACUUGGAAAAUAAGAGUUUACGGCGUUAAUUAUUGUUCUCUUAUUUCCCAUCUUUACUGAUUUUUGACCCGUAAUGUCGUCGUUUUUUUUUUUGAAUGAUAAGUUUUUUGGGCUUCCAACUUAAAACCAAUUGGCAAUUAGUGGAUUGACCCAAGUCCUUUAUAUAUUACUCAAGUCCCUUUCAUAUAAUAUAUUCGAUGUGGGAUCUUCUCUCCAAUACCCCCCCUCGAGAUAAUGGUGCGUAUAACCGUUAAUCUCGCAGAAUCCAUCAUACCCCCUCUGAAAUCAUGCUUUAUUUUCUAGCGAUCUCGGCGGAACUGAGCCUUCUAUGGGCCAUCAGCUAAUGGGAUGAUCGGGCCACUGUCCGGGUCGGAUUAAUGGGUCAGAGUAUUGGGCCCGCUCUGAUACCAUGAUAAGUUUCUUGGGCUUCCAACUUAAAACCAAUUGGCAAUUAAUGGAUUGGCCCAAGUUCUUUAUAUAUUACUCAAGUCUCUUUCAUAUAUUCGAUGUGGGAUCUUCUCUCCAAUAAAUGUUGAAUAUAUUUUUCGAUAAAGAUCACUUUCACACCAAUGUUCUAAGAUCUUCGAUGUGUUUACCACAUUUGGAAGAGACUUAACAUUUAGAAUACCGAUCUACUCGAGUUCAUUUCCCGAAAUCUUAAACUUUUACAAAUAAACAUUAUCAUUUGUGUUUACGUUUUAUAUCUUCAUUUAGCAUCCAAAAUCGAGAUGAUUAGAACUUUAUGAUAAGAAAUGGGAUAAUAUGAAGCUCAGCUAUUUUAAAGUUUAUAUUUUUGAUUCAAAAAGUUAUAUAAAAAUACUUAAAACAAAAAUUAUGAAAAAGAUGUGAUAAUAGCCAGACAAAGAGGCAAUCAUAGGCAUCUAUAUGUUUUACUCAGGACAUAUCUUUGGCCCCUCCAUGAUUUCAUUCUUUGACUCUCCAAUUUUUUAAAAUUUCUUUUAAGUAGCAAAAUAUAUAAUUAUGAUGUGUAUAUGUAUAGACACACGAUAUAUAUACAUAUGUGAAUUUGUUUUUUCUCUUUUUCCUUUGGUGGGUUUUUACCGUUGGGAUUGAGAUUCUCUUUGUGUAUCCAUAACUCGUAACUCUUAAGUCUUAACAAUAAAGUUACAAAUGCAUGGUAUAGAUAACUUGUACCUGUUUUGUGAAGUGGACUUGUUUCUGACCUACUCUUGAACUAGGUCCAUUAGAGGAUUUUGGUAAAGGCAUUUUUAGUUUUUAAUUCUUUCUUUCUGUUGCAUUGUCUAUUAAAAGAAAAGAAAAAACAAAAAAGGAUCUUACUAUAGACAUUGAUAAUUAUAUUGUCACCACCAGGUCGAGAAAUUUCAAUACGUUUGGAUGGUACCGUCCAACGGCUCUAGAAUAUUUGGCAAUUUGAUUUAGAUUCUUAGAACCAUAACAAUAGAAAUUGGUCGAAGAGAGUUCCAAGAUUUAAAACUAGUAAACUACAAUCCAUGAAUCCAAUCCAGAAAUCUCAACUCAUGGACCCAUCGUUGUGGAGCCUACAUUAUCUUUCAUUCAUACAUCAUAAAGAGCCGUAUGAGGUUCUUACACAUACCACUUUCUAGAUUAAACCUAUUUUAGUCAAAUAGAUUCACCUAGUCUCUUCGGAGAGCGUCGUCGGAGCUAGAGCUGCUCUUGCUCGUUCCGCCUCCUUCCAAGCUUUGUUGGUUGGUUUAUUCAACGUCGAUUCUGACUAUUUCAUGCUCGUGGUAGUAACCUAUUUAGGGGUGCAUCUGAUGAUUUCCCACGGUUCUCCGGUUGUCGAACAAGUAUCUCUCGUUAAGUUCGUUAUGUCUUGUUUUGCUGUUUUGUUGGUGUUCAUUAAACUGUCGAGGUUCCCUCCAAUUUUUAUCUUGUUACCGGAUGUAAUAAUUUAAAACCCUUUUAGAUUUAAUAUAAUCGUUUGUUUGACAAAAAAAGUCAAAUUUUUAAAUUCAGCGUUACCGGAAAUCAAGAAUUUUAAUAGGGUUUUUCUGCAAUAGAUUUUCCCCAUUUAUUCAUAAAAUUACAAUUCCUUAUAUGACAAUAUAAUUUUUCUUUGGGAAGAAUUCUUUGAUAUUCUAUUUUACUUUUAUGAUUAAAACAUGAAGCUUAUUCUUAUUCAUGAAGUUUAAGUCUACGGUACACGUUUUUUUUCCAGUCUUGAAUUUCAUUAAUUCGCUUUGUCCCUUCAUCACCUUUGACCGUAUAUAUAUAGUAUGAUGAAAAAAAAACGAAGAAGAUUGAUUAUACGAUAUAACUUUAUAAUCAUUACAGUCAAGAUACUCAAGAUCACUGAAAGAAACAUAUCUCCAUCUGGAAUAUUAUGAAUUUGUAUGAAGCGUGCAAUAAAUAUGUUUGAAGAAAAUAAAAUACUUCUUUCAUCCAAAACAGAAAAGAACAAAGGAAAUUAGCAAGCUUAAUAGUAAUAGUUAACAGUACUUUCAGGAUUAUUUCAUUAAACAUUUUUAUGGUAAAAGGAAACUAUUGUCUGAAUUUGAAAGUUGAAACAUAUGUAAUUAAAAAGAAUAAUUGGCAUGAUUUCUUAAUUCAUGCUAACGUAAACGGAUCUCCAAGGUGACCAUCUAAUAAUAAUAUAUAUUUCAAAUUAAAAAUAUUCGCUUUAAGAUAUCCUUUUUAACUACAAACACGAAUAUAUAAUAAGAAAAUAAAGAGAUGGUGUGGUCCAUAUGAUGGGUACACUGCUCAAAUUGCCUUACUUGUCAAGCAACCUCUUAAUUCCUUUCUCUCUGCAGAAAUUGAACUUAAAAUAAUCGAAAAGGAAACCCAAAUUUGAAUAACGAAAGAAUAAUGAUCACUUCCCCAGCUCGAUGCCCAUGUGACCUCUCUUCAUCUUCUCGUAUUUUCUUCUCUUUGAUAUAUAACCCAUCUCUUCUUCUUUGUUUGUUUCUUAAUUUAUUAAUUUUCUUAUGUUCUUAACCUUCGAUCAACAUAUUCAAAAGUAAUCAAUUUAAUUACUUAACUAGAUGUUUAGAUGGUGACCUUAGUGACGUUUAUCCUACAAAUCAAAAUUUUAUGAAAAGCAGGAUGAAGUAAUUAUAGUUUUUUUUGUAACUGAACUAUAGUUGUCAAUAUGGAUUUUUAAUAUGUUAUAUAUAGACCAUAAAAAUGUAAGAUCGUAUUUUCUUGUAAAAACCGAUGUAUAGUUCGUUUAUUUAAAAUUUUAAAAUUUACAUAAAGAGUACACACAGUGACACAUACACUGUCACACACACACAUCCAUAAUAUAUGUAUGUACGUAUAUCAAAUGAUAAGUUAAGUAUACAUUGUCCAAAUAUCAUCUAAAAUAGACUAUGCAUAAUAUUGAUAUCUUUUCCAACAUGAAACACACAUUUUAAUCAUAGAGAUAAUAUGUAUAAUAUUGAUAUCUUUUGUAGUCAGUCUAUACCUAAGUUGUAUCAAGUUUUCGAUGUUUUAAGGUAUGCUCUAUGUGUACAGUCUAUAUAUUGACACGUAUACAUUGCACAUUUAAAUGUAUAUAAGCAUAACUGCAUAAGUAAAUCUAAUCUCGAAUACAAAAAAGUGUAUGAACUGUGUAGAUAUAUGUAAACAAACCGCUUCAAAGGCUCAUAGCGGCUUCUUAAACCGGCAAAGGCAAAAGAAAAUUAAGGUGGGUCAGUGAAUGGGUUUCAGAGCCACCUUUUCCUUUUUCUCGCUUGCUUCUUCAGUUAAAGUUUGAGAUAGACACACAUAUAUGUAUAUAUAUUUUAUUAUUAUAUGGUAUUCUAAUCCCCUAAAAAAGCUCUCGUAUGUUUUUAUUAAUUUAUAUCCUUCAAAUCCCAACUCUCAUACUUUCUCUUCUUCUCCCCCCCCCUCCUUGUCAUUUAUUAAUUCUCUCUCCUCUUUGCAAUUUCUCUCUCUCUCUCUCUUGAUUUGCAGAUCUUAUUCUGCUCGACCAAGUUUGUUCCUUUUAGCAUAAUUUGAGGGUUAAUUCCCCAUAAAUUCUUACUUUGUCUUGUUGUGUCGGUUAGGUUUUCAAGAAAACCCCUCUUUUGUCUUGUCUCCUCAAAAUCAGUGGUUUAUUUGUCAAUAAUAAAAGAGGGUUUUGUUCAAGUCUUCUCUCUCUAGUCUCUCUCUAUAUAUAUAAAUACUCAACUCUCCGAAAUGAUCAGAAGCUCUUUGUUAUUAUCUCUUGACCUACGCACAGACGGAUAAGAGAAAGUGACCAAAGGAAUUAGGGAUCGAGAUGAACAAGAGUAAUCCUGCUGGCUCAGUUACCGGUUCAGAUAUAAUUGACGCAAAGAUCGAAGAGCAUCAACUUUGUGGAUCCAAUAAGUGUCCCAGCUGCGGCCACAAGCUCGAGGGCAAACCACAGAAUUGGGUUGGUUUACCCGCAGGAGUGAAAUUUGACCCAACGGAUCAAGAGUUGAUAGAACAUUUAGAGGCAAAAGUAUUAGUUAAAGAAAUGAAAUCUCACCCUCUAAUUGACGAAUUCAUCCCCACCAUUGAAGGCGAAGACGGCAUUUGUUACACGCAUCCCGAGAAACUUCCCGGAGUGACUAGAGAUGGUUUAAGCAGACACUUUUUUCAUAGACCCUCAAAGGCUUAUACGACGGGAACAAGAAAGCGAAGAAAGAUUCAAACGGAAUGUGACAAUAGUAUGCAUGGAAGUAGUAGUUCCGGGGAGACGAGGUGGCAUAAGACCGGCAAGACAAGACCGGUUAUGGUAAACGGUAAGCAAAAAGGUUGUAAAAAGAUUUUGGUUUUGUAUACCAAUUUUGGUAAGAAUCGAAAACCGGAGAAAACCAAUUGGGUAAUGCAUCAAUAUCACUUGGGGACACAUGAGGAAGAGAGAGAAGGAGAGCUUGUUGUGUCUAAGAUCUUUUAUCAGACUCAGCCUAGGCAAUGCAAUUGGUCGUCAUCUACGUCAAGUCUGAACGCUAUAGGUGGUGGAGGCGGUGAAGCGAAUAGUGGUGGAGGCGGUGAAGCGAAUAAGAUGAGGAGAGGUAGUGGCACUACCAGUGGUGGGAGUUGUUCCUCGUCUAGAGAGAUUAUGAAUGUUAAUCCUACAAAUCGAUCUGAUGAAGUAGGUGGUGUUGGUGGUGGCGCUAUGGCUGUAGCGGCUGCUGCGGCGGCGGUUGUGGCUGGUCUCCCGAGUUAUGCAAUGGAUCAACUAAGCUUUCUUCCUUUUAUGAAGAGCUUCGAUGAGGUGGCGAGGAGGGAAACUCUUCACACCGGGCAAGCUACAUGUGAUGAUGUUAUGGCAGAACAACUUCGUCAUCGUCAUCAAGCAUCACCAUCAUCAACAUCAUCACAUCAUGUGGCUCAUCACCAUCAUCAGCAUCACCAUCAGCAACAACAACGGUAUCAUGCAUUCAACAUAAGCCAGCCUACACAUCCAAUAUCAACCAUCAUUUCUCCAUCUACAUCGCUUCACCAUGCCCCCGUUAAUAUCCUUGACGAUAAUCCUUAUCGUGUUCAUAGAAUUUUGCUCCCUAAUGAAAAUUACCAGGCACACCAACAACAACAAGACCAAGAAAGAGACGAGCAACACAAUGAUGGGAAGAUGGGAGGAAGGUCAGCUUCUGGAUUGGAAGAACUCAUAAUGGGCUGCUCUUCUUCGAACACUCAUCAUGAUGUAAAAGAUGGAUCAUCAUCAAUGGGGAACCAACAAGAAGCAGAAUGGUUGAAGUACUCAACAACAUUUUGGCCAGCCCCUGACUCUUCUGAUAAUCAAGAUCAUCACGGGUAAUUGUGCCAUUUUCCAGUCUGAUGAUCAUGACCCUCAUCACAAAGUGUUGUUGCCACUUAUACCUAUCAUGGUGGUUAUCUUCAUCGUCGUCAUCAUCAUAACAUCUCCACAGAAAAUGGUAAAUCCAUCGAUCUUUCACCAAAGAAGUUAUAUAUGCAUGAAUUUGACAUGGUGAAGGGUAUUUAAGCUGCGCCAAAAAAAAUCAAGUGUUUUGGUAAAAAAGUUAAAGAAGGGAAGCGAAAAAAGAAGUAUAAUCUGUUUUUGGAAAUAGAAGAAGAAGAAGAAAAAACAAGGAAUUCUGCAUCAAAACCAUCAAUAAUGCUAUAUAGAACCAUAUAUAUGUUUAUUUUAAAAUUCAUUUUCUUUGUUCAUUAAAUAUCAUCGUCUGUUUUUUCUUUCUUUAGAAUGAACCGUACAAUCUGUUUUUUUUUGUUUAAUAUAUAUGCCGGUAAAUAAUAUUCCUUCUGUUUCAGAAAGAUCCAUAUUAUAGAAAAAAAAAUUGUUUCAAAAAGAUA
This is a messenger RNA of Brassica rapa (field mustard), 7577 nucleotides long. RefSeq names its product NAC domain-containing protein 75. Gene Ontology annotation, molecular function: DNA-binding transcription factor activity; transcription cis-regulatory region binding. Lineage: Eukaryota; Viridiplantae; Streptophyta; Magnoliopsida; Brassicales; Brassicaceae. Gene Ontology annotation, biological process: regulation of DNA-templated transcription. The record is from RefSeq and is a predicted model, not a curated record. Gene Ontology annotation, cellular component: nucleus.